Messenger RNA from Vanessa atalanta (red admiral), 799 nucleotides. It is a transcript of the gene eEF1beta, whose product is annotated as elongation factor 1-beta'. Bases 80 to 748 code for a protein of 222 amino acids. NCBI's taxonomy places the organism in Eukaryota, Metazoa, Arthropoda, Insecta, Lepidoptera, Nymphalidae. Gene Ontology annotation, cellular component: cytosol; eukaryotic translation elongation factor 1 complex. The transcript is spliced from 3 exons. Gene Ontology annotation, molecular function: guanyl-nucleotide exchange factor activity; translation elongation factor activity. Gene Ontology annotation, biological process: translational elongation. The record is from RefSeq and is a predicted model, not a curated record.
GCUUGCUCUUUCUUUCACUCAAUUAAAUCCGAGUGUGCGGUGUGGUACUUGUGCGAAAAAGUUAAUAUAAUUUAUUAAAAUGGCUUUCGGAGACGUUAAGACUACACAGGGGCUCGGCGAUUUGAACAAAUAUUUAGCUGAGAAAAGUUAUUUGUCUGGGUACACACCUUCUCAAGCUGAUGUUCAAGUGUUUGAGCAAGUCGGAAAGGCGCCGGCUGCUAACUUACCGCACGCUCUUCGUUGGUACAACCAAAUCGCUUCAUAUACCCCCGCCGAGCGCAAGGCAUGGGCUGCAGGAGUAAGCCCAUUAAAUGCUGGCGCUAAGCCAACAGCUGCCGCACCCGCAAAGAAAGAGGAAGAUGAUGAUGAUGUCGAUCUAUUCGGCUCAGGAGAUGAAGAAGAGGAUGCAGAAGCAGCAAAAAUCCGUGAAGAACGUUUGAAGGCAUAUGCUGAUAAGAAAUCUAAGAAACCAGCCCUUAUUGCUAAGUCAUCUAUAAUCCUUGAUGUAAAGCCAUGGGAUGAUGAAACAGACAUGGGUGAAAUGGAAAAACAAGUCCGCACAAUUGAAAUGGAUGGUCUAUUAUGGGGUGCUUCUAAACUUGUCCCAGUGGGUUAUGGAAUUAACAAAUUACAAAUCAUGUGUGUCAUUGAGGACGACAAAGUAUCUGUAGACCUUUUAACAGAAAAAAUUCAAGAUUUUGAAGACUUUGUCCAGUCUGUAGACAUUGCUGCCUUCAACAAAAUCUAAGUGAAGCCAUCUUAACUUAUAUCUUCAAUAAAAUACAUUUAUAUAAAAAAA